Rhineura floridana is the source of this 1018-nucleotide messenger RNA. It is a transcript of the gene OCIAD1, whose product is annotated as OCIA domain containing 1. The coding region runs from base 123 to 869 and encodes 248 amino acids. The record is from RefSeq and is a predicted model, not a curated record. Gene Ontology annotation, cellular component: endosome. Lineage: Eukaryota; Metazoa; Chordata; Lepidosauria; Squamata; Rhineuridae. The transcript is spliced from 8 exons.
GCCCUUCCGGUUAGUGAAGCUCUGCUUCCGCCCUCUCUGAUUUCUCCCUGUUUCUCGAUACGUUGGAGGUUAAGUGGCUGUCAGCUGCUAUCGCUACAUACCCCCUACCUAUAAACCUCCCUAUGGAGCCGCCCAGACAAAUGCGGGGUGCGCCCCAGAGCCCCGACCAGAGCCAGGUUUUGACUUAUGUACUCACAGAGGAAGAAAAAAAUAUCUUCAGAGAAUGCAAUAGUGAGAGCUUCUGGUACAGAUCCCUGCCCUUUUCUGCUAUUAGCAUGUUCAUCACGCAGAUGUUAGUUAAAAAAGGAACUAUUACAACUCAUACAAGGUUUGGCUCACUACCGAAAGUUGCAUUUGCUGGCCUGUGCGGAUUCAUUGCUGGAAAAAUUUCCUAUUUGAGGAUAUGCCAAGAGAAGUUUAGGAACCUAGAGAAUUCAGCAGUUGGAGAAGCUCUGAAGAAACAUAGACCUCUUCCAUAUGAGUAUUCUCAAAAGCCAGAAACUUCAAAUGCGCCUUUUGAAAAUGUUCCAGUACCAGAAGCACCACAAACACCAUAUUCUUCCAAGUACUCUGUUGAUAGUUAUGAAAUGGCAGAUGUUCACUCUAACUAUGAACCAGUCCCAUUUACUUCUUCCAUGAAUGAGUCUUCUCCUACCGGAAUAACAGAUAGUAUCCCUCAAGAACCUACCCCAUUUCUGGAAGAAGGUCCAAAAAGAAAAGGAGUCACAUAUGAGGAGUUAAGGAGCCGCAACAGAGAUAUGUAUGAGGCAGGAGUAACACAGAAGUCAGAAUAUCCAUCAAAGCCUUCACAGGAAAGGGCGUUAAAGAAAGCUAAAGUCAAUAAAUAUGGAGAUGCUUGGGAGGACUGAAAACAUCUGUACCUUCUGAAGACAUUUCUUCAAUCAAAUAUUUCAGCUUUAUCAGUGGUGGUCAAAUACCUGAAUGUUUUUCUGUACUCUGAAAUGCAGGUGCUUUACAAUAAAAAAAUACUUGGGUCUCCCUUUUUUGACUUUGCAAA